Girardinichthys multiradiatus is the source of this 1379-nucleotide messenger RNA. It is a transcript of the gene tigarb, whose product is annotated as TP53 induced glycolysis regulatory phosphatase b. Gene Ontology annotation, cellular component: cytosol. The record is from RefSeq and is a predicted model, not a curated record. The coding region runs from base 16 to 771 and encodes 251 amino acids. NCBI's taxonomy places the organism in Eukaryota, Metazoa, Chordata, Actinopteri, Cyprinodontiformes, Goodeidae. The transcript is spliced from 7 exons. Gene Ontology annotation, molecular function: fructose-2,6-bisphosphate 2-phosphatase activity. Gene Ontology annotation, biological process: negative regulation of programmed cell death; positive regulation of DNA repair; regulation of pentose-phosphate shunt.
GCAGCCGGGGUGAAAAUGUUCACGUUCACUCUAACGUUCAUACGGCAUGGAGAGACGCAGUACAACAGAGACAAACUCCUGCAAGGGUUGCUGAAAGAAGACAAAUACCUUAGAGACAUCAAGUUCUGCAAAGUCUUUGUUAGUAACCUGCAGCGAGCUGUGCAAACAGCUGAACUAAUUCUCAGGAACAACAUUCACUGCUCUGGCAUGGAGAUGUUCUUAGAGCCCUUACUCAGAGAACGGGGUUUUGGCAUCGCCGAAGGUCGUCACAAACAGGAUCUGAAGAACAUGGCGAACGCAUCUGGUCAGUCAUGCCGUGAUUACACGCCUCCAGGAGGAGAAACGUUAGACCAGGUGAAGCUGAGGUUCAAAAAUUUCCUCCAGGUCCUUUUUAAACAAAUGCUGGACAUGCACGACGUCUCAGGACAGGAAAUCUCCUCAGUGGCACAAUCGGCCAAUGACGGCGCCUCCUCGGACAUCUCUCCCAGCGGCCUGGCCAGCGAUGGUCUCCACGGCGCCUCGGCCCACGUUCUGGUGGUGGGCCAUGGCGCUUACAUCCGGGUGGCCAUUAGGCACCUCGUGGAGGACUUGAAGUGCGGUCUGCCUGCUGGCGAGAAGAUGUCACAGCUGUUUUCGCCUUGUCCUAACACGGGCAUCAGCCGCUUUGUUGUCACUCUGAGCCGGACCAAGUCGGGUCCGGUGCUUUCUGCCGUUCACUGUCUUUUCACCAACAGAAAGGACCACCUGCAAAACCUUCCAGAUUCUAAAUAGGAAAAAGGGAGUGAAGAAUAUCAGAUUAAGGCCCCAGUAGUGGCACAGUAAACUAAGAUCAACAGUGUUUUCUUGAUAAUCAGCAUGUUUUACUGUUGACCAAUGAUGAAAAUCAUUUAGCAUCACUUUAAGUUAGUUCCUUCAAAUAUUACGCUUGUAGGGAAGGACACUAACUCGUGAUUUAAUUACGUGUUUUCUAAUUUAACACCAAAGUUGAAUCUAUUAUGUCUUUGGGUGCAGAUGUUCCUCAUACAACGUGUGCAAUAAAAGUUGAAGCAUAGAAUCAUGACUGAUUGUAAAGACACUAUACCGGGUGAUGUGUGUGACUGCUUGUUUGUUGCCGGGUGUUAAAGUAUUAGUUUUGCAAAAAUUUGAGCUGACUUCUAAGCUAAAUGCCUGAGACUGGCAUUCAAACCUGACCUCAUUGUUUAAAGACAAAUUAAUCCCCAUAAAGUGACAACUUUCAGCUCCAUUCUGACCUGAACUUGCAAGAAAAUCGUUUCAUUAGGUUGCAUUAUUCAUCACUACUGAUUCUGUAUGUACACAUAUGUUGACACUCCUGGUAAAAAAUGUGAACAAAGCUUUAAAAUAAAUGUAUCUUUCACGCA